GCCCGGGCGGUGCGCGGCGGGCACGGAGCGGGGCACCGGGCGGCGGUGGCGCGGACUGUCCUCGGACUGGGUGAGACGCGGCCCCCGCGGCCGCACCAUGGACACGGGCGCCGAGGAGUACGAGCUCAACGGCGACCUGCCCCCGGGCUCGCCGGGUUCCCCGGGCGCCUCGCCACUUCGCUGGGGCCGGAACCGGCCCAUCAACGUGAACCACUAUGCCAACAAGAAAAGCGCAGCCGAGAGCAUGCUGGACAUCGCGCUGCUGAUGGCCAACGCCUCCCAGCUGAAGGCCGUCAUCGAGCAGGGGCCCAGCUUCGCCUUCUUCGUGCCCCUGGUGGUCCUCAUCUCCAUCUCCCUGGUGCUCCAGAUCGGCGUGGGCGUCCUGCUCAUCUUCCUGGUCAAGUAUGACCUCAACAACCCUGCAAAGCACGCAAAGCUGGACUUCCUCAACAACCUGGCCACGGGCCUGGUCUUCAUCAUCGUCGUGGUCAACAUCUUCAUCACUGCCUUUGGUGUCCAGAAGCCCCUGGGGGAUGUGGCCUCCCCGCAGUAGAGGCCCAGAACCCCUGAUCCAGGAAGCCCCUGCUGGCAGGAGUCGUGAACACCCGUGAGCCUCAGAGCGCAUGUCCACCACCGUCCAUGGCAGCAUACAUCCUGACGGCGAUGCAGGAGACUCCAGGGCAGCGUUGACUAGCCUGGGCCCCGGGCGGGCACCUGUACUUUCUCCUCUCCCUCUGCAGACGUCUCCCAGGCCCACAUGGGGCGCCACCUCCGACCCCAGGGACCCUCAGCCACCCUCCAGACUGCACGCGGGGACAUGCCAUCUGCAGUCAGGCUGCUCCCGACACCAGCCUGUGUCCUGGAAGCUGUGCCCAGCGGGGCCCAAGGGGCAGGACACAGAGCCGGGGACACGAGGGGCAGGGCAGGCCACGGUCUCAGGACGUUUCUGGAGAGACAAUGACGCCUGUGGCGUGCAGCACCCGGGGAUCUGCCCUCUCCACCUCUGACGCCUUCUCGGCCCCAGCUAUGGCCGCCAAUCUGUGCCUCACGACUGGACUGGUGGCCCCAGGCCCGGCACUCGGUCCCCACCAGCACUGGGGGCCCGGCCACCUCUCUCGGGAGCCUGAGCCCCUGUUUUUCUAAACCUGAGUGACCAAUAAAGCCGAAGCUUUUUCUUGCA
Molecule: messenger RNA, 1180 nt
Organism: Sorex fumeus (smoky shrew)
Lineage: Eukaryota; Metazoa; Chordata; Mammalia; Eulipotyphla; Soricidae
Gene: NINJ1
Product: ninjurin 1
Exons: 4
Coding region: 98-553 (151 amino acids)
Biological process (GO): tissue regeneration; cell adhesion
Cellular component (GO): membrane
Source: RefSeq, a predicted model, not a curated record